Messenger RNA from Sycon ciliatum, 3271 nucleotides. RefSeq lists its product as uncharacterized. Bases 249 to 1859 code for a protein of 536 amino acids. NCBI's taxonomy places the organism in Eukaryota, Metazoa, Porifera, Calcarea, Leucosolenida, Sycettidae. Gene Ontology annotation, biological process: Golgi organization; Golgi to plasma membrane protein transport. The record is from RefSeq and is a predicted model, not a curated record. The transcript is spliced from 8 exons. Gene Ontology annotation, cellular component: Golgi membrane.
UUGAGAGAUCACGAUCAGUGCAUAUUUCACUUCAAAAAUCAACGUCUUGUUCUCCAUGAUCCAUCUCAUGUCAUGAGCUAACUCUCUCCCGCAUCUGCAGGAAGUCUGCUAGUCGCAACUUUAUCUGUACAGUGCUGGUCUUCCUGGAGCUGAUCCCAAUAGUAUCUGAUUCCCUCUGGCUAGCCCUGCUUGCUGCGUUGUAGAUCAACUCCGCACAUUUUCCUAUCAGCUAUCCUGUAUCAAGCAGCAUGACCAAUAUGGAACAAUUUGCAGGGCCCAGUUGGCCAACACGAUAUCAAGGUGAUGGAAUGGAAAGUAGCCAUGGUGGUAGCUUUCUGCAGGAGUCUAAUAAAUCUGCCACACACUGUAUACCAUUCCAACCUGUAUCGGGUAUCCAUGGUAAAUCAGUCAUUCCGCCACUCUCACUCAGUGGCAGAUCAACACCACAGCUACCAGCAAUGAGCCUAGCACAACCAGUGCCACUGCAUCAGCCUGCACAGUCUGCUGUUGCUGGUGUUGCCACGGCUAGCUCUGCGGGAGCGUUCACAGCACCAGUAUCAACUAUCACUGAUCAGCCGCGCACACCUGGACAUACGAUCGCCAAUGUAAGCAAGAGUAAUGCUGCUGCUGUCCGUGGCACUGCUAGCAUCCCGGCACAACACCAGGCACAGUCUUCAACAAUAUCUACAGGCACAAGCUCUAGCAGUACCCUGCCGGAACGAUUGGCAUCAUCAUCAUUGUCAUCACAUUCCCGGUCUUCUCUGGAGUUACCAGCUGUAUCCUCUCAGAAAGCACGUAAUGGAGGCGCUCACCUCUCACCCGACCGAUCGCACCUUGGCAGAAAGCACAAGAAGUCGCCUGACACCGAGUCGUCACAAAUAGAACUGGAGCACUUGCGCUCUGUUGGAGAGGUGACUUCAGCUGAUGCUAUCGCUUCAUCCGAACAAGCUUGCAAGAAACUGCUCAAGGAGAAGGCAGAAUUGACUCAUCAGCUGGUAGUCCAGAGAAAGCGCAAUGGGGAGCUAAAGCGGCUGUUGGUGGCAUCCAUUGGUGAUGACUUGCAAGAAAGGUUUGAUGGUCUUUGCCAUGAGAACGCUGAAAGCACUGAAUUGCUGAGUGUACGUGAAAAGGAGCUACAGUUGCUGCGAGAACGUGUAGAGCACUUAGCCAUACAGUGCGAUGUCUAUCAGAGCAAGUACAGAGCAAGCAGUGUUAUGAUUGAAGAACUAUCCUCUCUGCAGUCGGAGCUCCAGGGUUCGCUGGUGGAGAGUCGCGGUGUGAUUCACCAGCUUCUCACCGAGCAGCGGCAGGUGUUCGGUGACCUGCGCUUCACCUACCAGCAGUUGUCCGUUGCUUGCCAGCGCUUGCAACACGCCACGAACACGACAACAGCCGUGCCCGUGAUGGAGUGCAAAGGCGGUAGCGGUGCAAAUGCCAACAACAGCAGCGGUGUACUGGAAGUGACUACUGGCCUACUAUCUCGCCAUUGCUCUCAGCUGUCGGCUUGGUGUUCGAAUAAUGUCACUUCAUUACUACAGGCAUUACACGCCGGUGCAGCCAUGGUCACAGGUAAUGCUGCCGACGGUGGACAGAAGCGAUCUGCGCACGGUACCAGUGGCCCCACUGCGCUAACAUCGCAUACACAUGUCCUGGAUAAUGUGCAGUGGCGUCCCAGCAAUGCAGAGUCUGUUGCACACAGCGCUGUCCUGAGUCGCUUGCCUCACUACACCAAGGCCAGGCCACUGUCAUCUAGCACUCAACCUGGUGCGUCUCUGGGUUUGUCCUCCACCUGGAAAACACUCGACUACUCUACAUACGCUGGCUGCUCGCAAUGUAAAGGUCAAGUGCAGAUUAUUUGAAUGUUGAACUCUUCUUCUGCAGUUGAUUUGUACUGUAGCAUGCCCAUUGAAACUUGGGACUUUUGUCUGUAUUCACGCUAUAAUGUGAUGUCACAAUGCCAUGAUUCCAUCAAGAGCAAACCUGUUUUGACUUUCCCUUUAUGAGUUAUUCUGCUUUGACACAUCACCUUUGCCGCCAUAAUUAGUGGACACAUUGCCCAUAUGACAUAUGUACAUGUAAUUGCAAAGUAAAAUAUAGCCACGACAACGACAACUGAAAUCCUUGCUGUCAUAAUCCACAAAACAAAGAUUUUUUAUUUCAUCGCAGCUAUUUUCUAACAUUUCACGAAAACGAUAUUACGGAGCAUCAGCAAAUCGAAUUUUCGAUUUGAUUAUUCGAAUGGCAAAGAGAAAAUCAGACCGAAAAUUCGAAUGAAAAAGAGGUUCAGCAUGUAGCGUAGUCCAGUAUUUUCGAAUCGAGUUCAAUUUUCUAGCCUGAGUAGAUCUACCCCUGUUGUUGAGGACUGGGAUUUUGAGAUGUGCAAUGGCUGCGUUUGUUGCAGAGCAAGUCGAUUUGUUGGAUUCGCUUCUCUUUUGGGAGCAGGAGGCAUAUACCGCGCGCGGCUGGUAGGUGGUGAAAGAAACCAUGAUUCCAGGAUCUUGAAAUGAAACAAAAAGCACACUUGACAAAACGUUUCACAGUUCGAGAGAGAGGAAAGCGUGAAGUCCGGUUCGACUGUGCCUUGUGCAUGUGCACUGACAACUACGACUACAAUCAUGUUUUCGGAUUCGAUUUCUGUAUACUAGUACAUGGUAUACAUGUACAUGUAUAAUGACUACACUAUCAUGUACAGUAGUAAGCACUAGUUUACUACUUGUACUUGUAGUAGCUACAUGUACAUGCGCAAGUAUGAGUACUCGUAGUGCGCCGUGUACUCUUCUAGAGUACGCGCUUAGCAUUCGAAAAGUAUUCGAAAAGUAUUUUCUCUUUCCGGGCAUUUUUCAGUCGAACAAAGCCCUAGUUUCGACUGAUUGAGAGCUUUUCGUGACGAUUAUCGAAUUUCACUGGAAAAUUCGAUUUGCUGAUGCUCCGUAUUGUAUUUAUUGCUCAUGUGUUAUAUUGUUGUUGCAAAUGCACCAGUCUUUUUAAAAGUGUAUACUAUUUCUUGCAGAUGAAUUCACAGUGUUGCUUUAUCUGCGGGCACCAACAUCGUGCUCUAAAACAGAACUGCCUGCUACUAUUCUCGGAACAUCUCUUGUGUUAGCUUCUGGUGUAUUGCUCGCCUCCUUUGCCAUCGCAAGCAAGACUCUCGAGUGUAAUCCACAUGCUCUGCGUUCUGCCGAUGAUUGGUUCUUGUUUCAAGUGGCACAAAUGUUAUCAAACAUUUUCAGGAGACAUCGAUUUGGCCGAUGUUGUACCUGGAUGGGAUUGA